AUGGUGGAUUUCAAGAUAACAAUGCCACCAUUCUCCUUCUUCUUCUCACCUUACCUCUUCUUGGUGGUCAGUGCAUCUAAGCCAAUAUGUCCAGCUCGAAGCAUAUUGCAUUGCAAUUGCAAUGAUGAUUUUAGCAUGGAUUAUUAUGAUGGCAAAGUGCAAGUGGAUUGUUCCAGAGCUGGGUCGGAUGAGGAUAUAGCGGUAUCGUUGAAGAAUGUAUCGUGGCCCUCAACUGAAAUCUGGCAAUUCAAGAUUUACAAUAACACGAGAGCUGUGAAGCUCCCUGUUGGAAUUCUAGGGGACCUAACCCUGCAGUCCGUAUGGAUAAGCAAAACUGCUGUGACAAGGCUGGAUCCGUCGGUAAUCCUCCCUUCCGCGGAUCGUCUUGUGAACUUUACUCUGAAGGACAGUCGCCUGGAAGAGUUUCCUUUCCAUAUCACCCCAAGAUUACGGAGUCUCAAGAAUCUCUGGCUCCGGAACAAUUUAUUGACCUCAGUUCCUGGCCUCCACAGCGACUCCCUCGAGAUAUUAGACUUAGAAUACAAUAGGAUUGCUGCAGUUGAGGAAGACAAAUGGGUUACUCCAAAUUUGCGGGGACUCAACAUCGCGGCCACAGCAAGGUUGGGUGGUAGCUUGUCAAGCUCCAGUCGGCAAUUCAAGAUUUACAAUAACACGAGAGCUGUGAAGCUCCCUGUGGGAAUUCUAGGGGACCUAACCCUGCAGUCCGUAUGGAUAAGCAAAACUGUUGUGACAAGGCUGGAUCCGUCGGUCAUCCUCCCUUCCGCGGAUCGUCUUGUGAACUUUACUCUGAAGGACAGUCAACUGGAAGAGUUUCCUUUCCAUAUCACCCCAAGAUUACGGAGUCUCAAGAAUCUCUGGCUCCGGAACAAUUUAUUGACCUCAGUUCCUGGCCUCCACAGCGACUCCCUCGAGAUAUUAGACUUAGAAUACAAUAGGAUUGCUGCAGUUGAGGAAGACAAAUGGGUUACUCCAAAUUUGCGGGGACUCAACAUCGGUCACAAUCCGCUGUCGAAAUUCCCGUCAGCAGUGAUCAGGCGUCUGGGAAAGCUUCAAGAAUUCUAUUGUUUAGGGUGCAAUCUAGGAACAUCACUAGCAAAGGGGCAGCUGGAAUUCCGUACCGAGGUCUUGAAAACGGUAUCACUCCAGGACGACAGCCUCUCGCAAAUUGAACCAGGAGCCCUUGCAGGUGUGAGGGCUGACACGAAGGUUUACCUCUCCCGGAACAAUAUCACAAUAUUGAACGAGAAUGCCUUCCUACCCCUCCUGAAGAACAUCUCCCGCGGAGAUGGAUUGCUCUAUCUAGAAGGCCGGUUUCGUUGCCUCUCACCAGCCUGAGCAGCUCCCCGAGUCCAUCCC
Darwinula stevensoni is the source of this 1377-nucleotide messenger RNA. The record is from the annotation of a GenBank genome assembly. Lineage: Eukaryota; Metazoa; Arthropoda; Ostracoda; Podocopida; Darwinulidae.